This is a messenger RNA of Rhodofomes roseus, 514 nucleotides long. RefSeq lists its product as uncharacterized. Lineage: Eukaryota; Fungi; Basidiomycota; Agaricomycetes; Polyporales; Fomitopsidaceae. The record is from RefSeq and is a predicted model, not a curated record. The coding region runs from base 146 to 457 and encodes 103 amino acids. The transcript has 2 exons.
AUUCAACGCCGGGAUCUGCCAGCGCGAACCGGGACGGGCGGAUGUGCUCAUCCAUUUCGUCCAAGCUGCGAUUUCUGGCUAGCAGGAGCGCGCUACGGACUCCUGUGGUCCUGCAGCACGACCGAGUCCCUGAUCCUCGCAACAAAUGGCACCAAAGCUAUCUGCACAAGCGCGACGCCUCAGGACGAUCAUAGUCACCGUGCCCAUCAUGGCAGCCACGUCUUUCGUCCUUUACAAACGCCUCGUCCUCGGCGAGCCGCAACGCACGCUCCCACGAACGGAGACAGUCUAUUCGCCAAGGGGCGAUGGCGACGUUGAAGACAGGCGCAUCGUCCCUCUCAGGAAAAUAACGGUCAACUUGAGUUUAGGCGCGGGCAGCACAGACGGCGGGGAUGAGGAAGCACUAAUAAAAGUUGGCUCAGACGGGAGUAGCGACGGACCGACCGCGGAGCACUGACAGGCAUGUUGGCAUUGGAAGGAGAGCAACGUCCUACCUCGCCGCCUCGCGCUUCUA